Triticum dicoccoides is the source of this 4321-nucleotide messenger RNA. RefSeq names its product probable serine/threonine protein kinase IREH1. The transcript is spliced from 18 exons. Gene Ontology annotation, biological process: peptidyl-serine phosphorylation; intracellular signal transduction. Bases 103 to 3873 code for a protein of 1256 amino acids. Gene Ontology annotation, molecular function: protein serine/threonine kinase activity; ATP binding. The record is from RefSeq and is a predicted model, not a curated record. NCBI's taxonomy places the organism in Eukaryota, Viridiplantae, Streptophyta, Magnoliopsida, Poales, Poaceae.
ACGCUCCCCCCUCCCCCCUCGCUCCGCUCACUGUGUGCCGUCUCGCCCCGCCCCGCCCCCCACCUGUUCGACGGAAGUCCGCUCCCCGCCGGCGGGGCGACGAUGGUCUUCAAGGGCCGCUUCUUCUCGUCGCGGCACAAGUCGUCCGAGUCCUCCAGCCCCGACGGCAGCAACAGCCCGCGCACGCCCACCUCCGCGCCGGGGGCGGCCUCCGCGGCCUCGCCGGCCUCCUCCUCCGCCUCCUCCAGAUCCGACAAGAAGAAGCCCAAAUCCGAGACCCCCAAGAAGCGCGACAAGCUCUUCGGCUCCGCCGCCGUCGCCGUGCUCUCCCCCAGGGCCUCCCCGGCCUCCUCCACCUCCAGCCCCUCCGACGCCAGGAAGCACCACCUCAGGGAUGCCGCCCCCGCCGCCGCGCUCUCGCCGAUCCUCGCCUCCUCGCUCGGCCUCAACAAGAUCAAGACGAGAUCCGGCCCGCUGCCGCACGAGGGCCAGCGGAUGGCCGCCGCGCUCGGGAGCAGCAACCUCGCGCGCGGCCACUCCCAGGCCGGGAGAACCUCCGGGAAGAAGGCCGUCAGCUCCUGGGCCGAUUCCACUAGCGCUGGCAGUGCUAGUAACCGGGGCAAGGGAAAGGCGGUCGAGCAGCCCGUGCAACCCGUGCGUGGAGCGGCGGGGACGGCCGUGGAAGCAGAAGGGAAGAGCGCCGCAAAAGCUAAAUCUAAUUCAUUUCGGAACCAUUCAGGAGAUUUGAGGACUCCGCCCCAAAUACCAGCGACCGUGUCUGCAUAUGAUGCCUGUGAAACGCCAAAGGAAUCCGAGUCUCCACGCUUCAAGGCCAUUAUGCAGGCUACCAGUGCACCAAGGAAGAGAAACCCUUCAGAUAUAAAAAGUUUUUCACAUGAGUUGAACUCCAAAGGGGUCCGACCAUUCCCAUUCUUGAAACCUCGAGGCGUAUACAACUUGAAGGAGGUGUUAAAAGUUAUUCAGGUGAGAUUUGAGAAGGCAAAGGAAGAGGUAAAUACAGAUUUGGCAGUUUUUGCGGGAGACUUGGUUAGUGUAAUGGAGAAGUACGCAGACUCUCAUCCUGAGUGGAAAGAAACUUUGGAGGAUUUGUUAAUACUUGCACGCAGCUGCUCUGUAAUGACACCCGGGGAACUUUGGCUACAAUGUGAAGGUAUAGUGCAAGAUUUGGAUGAUCAACGUCAGGAGCUCCCGAUGGGUGUGCUGAAGAAGCUUUACACUCGGAUGCUCUUUAUCCUUACAAGAUGUACAAGGCUGCUCCAGUUUCACAAGGAGAGUGGAUUUGCUGAGGACGAAAUUGUUAUGGAUCAGCGAGAUAAGAUUAUACAAUCUGCUGAUAACAAGAUUUUAACCCAAUCAGGUCCACAUGCUACAACAACAAGCAGAAGUAGCAAAAGCGACGCAAGAAAAUCAUACAGUCAAGAGCAGCAUAAUAUGAAAUGGAGAAGAAGCCAGGAGAUAAAACCUGUUAAGAUUCUUUUGCCCCUUGACACUGAUAUCAAGAAAGAGGUUGAAUCUCCAACCAGAGAACGGAUUUCUUCCUGGAAACCUUUUCCAUCACCUGUCCCAAAGCCCCCAAAAGAACCUACCCCUAUUAAAGAGGAAUCGCCUACUAAGAAAAUAGAUACACUCGCUACGAUUCCUAGCGGCGUUGAGUUAACCAGUCCAGUAGAAUCUGUAUCACAUCAACCGCUUCCUCCCAAGCAUCAACACAAAACUUCAUGGGGACACUGGUCUGACCAGCCAAAUAUUUCUGAAGAGGGUUCAAUAAUGUGUCGCAUAUGUGAAGAAUAUAUCCCUACAAAUUACGUAGAAAAUCAUUCGGCAGUCUGUGCAAUCGCUGACAGGUGUGACCAAAAAGGCGUAAGCGUUGAUGAACGUUUAGUAAGAGUUGCAGAAACACUUGAAAAGUUGGUCGAGUCUUAUACGCAGAGAGACCUUAUCAAUUCUGUCAGCAGCCCAGAUGCUGCAAAAGUUUCAAAUCCAAGCAUCAAUGAAGAAUCUGAUGGCGCCUCUCCAAAACUGUCUGAUUGGUCUAGAAGAGGUUCUGCUGAUAUGACCGACUAUCUCCAAGAGGCUGAUAACACUAUUUCGUUGGAUGACAUAAAAAAUCUUCCUUCAAUGACAUGUAAGACUCGCUUUGGGCCAAAAUCUGAUCAUGGAAUGGCUACAUCAUCGGCAGGAAGUAUGACUCCUCGAUCUCCACUAACAACUCCAAGAUCAAAUCAUAUAGACAUGCUUUUAGCUGGUAGAAGUGCGAUUAAUGAGAGUAAUGAUCUUCCACAGAUUGUUGAACUUGCUGAUAUUGCACGAUGUAUUGCAAAUACUCCUCUGGAUGAAGAAAGUGCUUUAUCCCAAUUGGUUACCUGCAUAGAAGAUCUGCAAGAAAUUGUCAAUCGUAGGAAGCAUGAAGCCCUCACAGUGCAAACAUUUGGCACUCGCAUAGAAAAACUCCACCGGGAGAAAUACCUGCAGCUUUGUGACUCUGUUGAUAUGGACAAGGUUGACUCGUCAAGUACCAUAAUGGACGAAGAAGAUGAUGUUGUUCGUAGCUUACGGGCAAGUCCUGUUCAUCCAGUCAAGGAUCGUACUUCAAUCGAUGACUUUGAAAUCAUAAAACCUAUCAGCCGCGGAGCAUUUGGGCGUGUUUUCUUGGCCAAGAAAAGAACUACAGGAGAUCUCUUUGCUAUAAAGGUACUUAGGAAGGCAGAUAUGAUUCGAAAAAAUGCCGUCGAAAGUAUAUUGGCUGAACGUGAUAUAUUGAUCACGGUCAGGAAUCCUUUUGUGGUUCGUUUCUUCUAUUCGUUUACCUCUCGGGAAAAUUUGUAUCUGGUCAUGGAGUACUUAAAUGGAGGUGACCUGUACUCUUUACUGAGAAAUUUAGGGUGCUUGGAUGAAGAUGUUGCUCGUGUAUAUCUUGCAGAAGUUGUGCUAGCUUUGGAAUAUUUGCACUCCAUGCAGAUUGUUCAUAGAGAUCUAAAACCUGACAACCUAUUGAUUGCUCAUGAUGGGCAUGUAAAGUUGACAGAUUUUGGGUUGUCCAAGGUUGGUCUGAUCAAUAGCACAGAUGAUCUAUCUGGCCCUGCUGUUAGUGGGGCUUCAUUGUAUGGAGAUGAUGAACCUCAGAUGAAUGAAUUAGAGGAAAUGGAUCACCGAGCACGGCGACAAAAGCGUUCUGCGGUUGGAACCCCUGAUUAUUUAGCACCAGAAAUCCUUUUGGGGACAGGGCAUGGUACUAGUGCAGAUUGGUGGUCUGUAGGUGUAAUUCUUUUUGAGUUACUUGUUGGAAUACCUCCAUUUAAUGCAGAGCACCCUCAGACAAUUUUUGACAAUAUUCUUAAUCGCAAAAUACCUUGGCCACAUGUCCCAGAAGAGAUGAGUUUUGAAGCGAAAGAUCUAAUUGACAAAUUUUUGACAGAAGACCCUCAUCAACGUCUAGGAUCAGAUGGUGCCUCUGAGGUCAAACAACAUCCAUUCUUUAAGGAUGUUAGCUGGGAUACCAUUGCUAGGCAGAAGGCUGCCUUUGUUCCCUCCUCAGAUAGUGCAUUUGAUACCAGCUACUUCACCAGUCGUUACUCUUGGAAUCCAUCAGAUGAAAACAUAUAUGAAGCCUAUGAGUUCGAGGAUUCCAGUGAGAAUGGAAGCCUUAGUGGCAGCAGUAGUUGCGUGAGCAAUCACCAAGAUGACAUGGGGGAUGAGCAUGGAGGUGGCCCCACCGACUUUGAAUCCGGCCCAAAUGUCAAUUACUCUUUCAGCAACUUCUCGUUCAAGAAUCUUUCACAACUUGCAUCCAUCAAUUAUGAUCUGCUGACGAAAGGAUUGAAGGACGAGCCUCCGAUGAAACCUGAAACAUAGCCGUGUUUAUACUGAGGUUUGAUUUAUUUGAAGUAACCAAAAAGUUUACAAGGCGCUCGGGUGGUGUGGAUCUUGUACAUAUGAAAGUGAGGCAUGGACGUCCAGCGGAGUGCAGUUUUGCGGUGGAAACAAUUGUGGUGUCAUCGUCGGUGAAACAUCCUUGACCAUAAGUUGGCAUGAGUCACCUAGGAGCUCUGUUUUUUCUUUCUUUUUUCUUUUUUUGCUCCCAUCAUCGGCCUUGGGUGCCCAAGAUUGGUCAAGGUUUACUGUAUUCAGAAUACAACCCCUGAAAGUGAAGAUGGUCUCAGAAUUGUCGUAAUUGUGGCAGGUCAUUGGGGAUGGAGUAGGUUUACCUGUACUCAGAACUGUUGCCGUAACAUUCACUGGGUAUAAAUCUGGUCAAUGCCAAUGCUCUAAAUUUCUUGCUGGCAGUAUCAGUUUCUUUAAA